Molecule: messenger RNA, 705 nt
Organism: Blumeria graminis f. sp. triticale
Lineage: Eukaryota; Fungi; Ascomycota; Leotiomycetes; Helotiales; Erysiphaceae
Source: the annotation of a GenBank genome assembly
AUGGUGGCCGACCCCUUUGUUUACCAUCCUUCGGUGGCCCACUAUCUUAAGUUUGUAGCAACUACUGUUGGUCGCGACAAACUAUUGCGCACGAUCCAAUACUUUGCGCGAUUCUACGCCUGGUAUCUUUUCCGCAAAAAUCGAAGUCCUGGUGACAUAGCUCCCUUUGAGGCGAUCAAGAAGCAGUUUGGACUUGCACGCAAACUCAUGCGAGUUGGAAAAAAUGUCGAACACUUCAAAGCAGCAAGUAUCGCAGCAGACGCAAAAAAUUUAGAUCCCAUAAUCAAGUACUGCGCUAUCGGACGCCAGUUAGGAUAUGCUGGAUAUUUGACAUUAGAUUCACUUACAUAUCUUGAUGUGGCUGGUAUACGAAAGAGCUCAUUCACCCAAGCUCUCCAACGUGAAGCAAAUAGGUGCUGGAUGCUAGGACUUCUAUUCAGUACUGUUUCUAGUACUUACAGCCUUUAUUCUUUGAGACAGCAAGAACGUCAUCUUGACAAGAAAAAUCGGGAGGGAUUAUUCACCAUUAAAAAGAUUGAAAAGGAGCGCUUUACCACUAAGCUUCAAUUAACUUCAGAUUUAUGUGAUCUGACCAUUCCUACUUCCGCUAUUGGUCUCACAAGUUUCGAAGAUGGGACUGUUGGACUGGCUGGAACCAUAAGCAGCAUAAUAGGAGUAUACUCGCAGUGGAAAAAAACAGCUUAG